Molecule: messenger RNA, 1936 nt
Organism: Pyrus x bretschneideri (Chinese white pear)
Lineage: Eukaryota; Viridiplantae; Streptophyta; Magnoliopsida; Rosales; Rosaceae
Product: cytochrome P450 81Q32
Exons: 3
Coding region: 169-1695 (508 amino acids)
Molecular function (GO): oxidoreductase activity, acting on paired donors, with incorporation or reduction of molecular oxygen; heme binding; iron ion binding
Source: RefSeq, a predicted model, not a curated record
UUCCUUAUCUUUUCAGUCAAUUCCAAGUCAUACCACAUACUCAUUUAGUCCCAAGUCAAACCUGGCGGCCAAUAUUUUGCAAAGGUUCUUGCAGAUCUUUAGAACUGCAGUGUGCAAACUCAUAGUUCUGGACAAUUCACAUGUAAAACCACAAUCAAAUACCAAAGAAUGGAAGAAACGUACUUCUGGUACAGUCUGGCACUACUCAUCAUCUUCCCUGUGAUUCUCAAGCUCUCCAUCACUAAAAUCACACAAAAUCACAAUAAGAAUCUUCCUCCAUCCCCACCAUCACUCCCCAUCAUUGGCCACCUCCAUCUUCUUAAACAGCCAGUCCACCGAACUCUCCAAUCCCUUUCUUCAAAAUUCGGCAAAACCAUACUCCUCCGCUGGGGCUCACGCAAAGUCCUCCUAGUGUCUUCGCCUUUGAUAGCCGAAGAAUGCUUGACGAAGCACGACAUCAUCUUCGCUAACCGCCCGCGCUUGCUCGCGGGAAAACACUUCAACUACGACUUCACAACGGUCUCUGUAGCUCCCUAUGGAGACCUCUGGCGCAACCUUCGCCGUAUUAUGACCCUCGAGAUGUUCUCCUCCUCCCGCCUCGUCAUGUUUUCGAGUGUUCGACAGGGAGAAGUUCGGCUUUUACUGAAUCAGAUAAUGAAGAGUGGAAGCGUACCGAUCGACCUCAAGUCCAAGUUUACCGAGCUUUCGUUUAAUGCGAUGACGAUGAUGAUUUUGGGAAAGAGGUAUUAUGGUGAAAAUGUUUUGGAUGUUGAAGAGGCGAAGAAUAUACAGAAGGUCAUGAGGGACGGAGUGGACUUGUCCGGGGCAACAAAUCUUGGAGAUUUUUUACCCUUUUUACAGUGGAUGGACAUAACGGGGAUUGAGAAGAAGAUGGUGAGAAUAAUGGCAAAGUUGGAUAGCUUUUUGCAGGGUUUGGUGGAAGAGCGUCGUGCAUUUUUGUCAUCAGAUUUUGCAUCUAAUGGCGAAGAGGUUGGCAAGUUGACGAUUGAUAAUCUGUUGAAGCUCCAAGAAACGGAUUCCCAGGUUUACACCGACGAAAUAAUCAAGGGAAUUAUUUUGGUGUUGCUAGUAGCAGGGACAGACACUUCAUCAUCAUCUCUUGACUGGGCAAUGGCGUUGUUGCUCAACCAUCCAGAGGAGAUGGAGAAAGUGAGAGCUGAGAUAGACACAAACGUUGGACAAGAGCGUCCGUUGGGAGAGCAAGACCUGCCAAAGCUCAAGUACUUACAAAAUGUGAUCCAUGAGACGCAUCGCUUGUACCCACCUGUCCCGCUUCUAGUGCCUCACGAAGCUUCCGAGGACUGUGUGGUGGGGGGAUAUGAUGUGCCACGUCACACAAUGCUGGUGAUCAACGCUUGGGCCAUUCAUAGGGACCCUGAGAUUUGGGAGGACCCUACAAAGUUUAAGCCGGAGAGGUUUGAAGGAUGGAGUGGCGAGGGCGCUCAAGGGUACAAGUUAAUUCCUUUUGGGAAUGGAAGGCGUGGAUGUCCUGGGGCUGGCUUAGGAAACAGGUUGGUUGGAUUGGCGCUGGGGAGUUUGAUUCAGUCUUUUGAGUGGGGGAGGGUUGGUGAAGGGAAGGUGGACAUGAGUGAAGGUUUGGGCCUUGUCAUGCAAAGGGUCGAGCCAUUGGAGGCUAUUUGUAAACCACGCCCAAUCAUGCUGUCUUCUAUGUGAAAUGAUAUAGGCCUACGCUCUAGGCGUUGGUCACUAUUACGAUCAAUUUUUAAGUGUUUAAUAAUUAAAAAAGGACAUUCAGACUUGAUGAGGCACUCACCUAGCCCGCUUAAGAAUUCUCAUAGAUCCAUUGUUAAAUAUAUAUUAGUAACUUUGAAGUUUUGAAAUUGUAUUAAGUUAUACUUUUUGUUUGUUUGAACAUUUAAUCCUUUGUUAAACAUCGAUGACAUUUCAUAUGUGA